This is a messenger RNA of Fusarium fujikuroi IMI 58289, 297 nucleotides long. RefSeq lists its product as uncharacterized. Gene Ontology annotation, biological process: transsulfuration. Lineage: Eukaryota; Fungi; Ascomycota; Sordariomycetes; Hypocreales; Nectriaceae. The coding region runs from base 1 to 297 and encodes 98 amino acids. Gene Ontology annotation, molecular function: cystathionine gamma-synthase activity. The record is from RefSeq and is a predicted model, not a curated record. The transcript has 2 exons.
AUGUUUAGCGGAGCAGCAAACGUGACAGGAGGAAGCGUCAUUAUCAAUCCAAAUUCUCGUCACUAUGCGGAGCUGCACGACGCCAUGCGAAGUCGAUAUGGAAAUGUAUCGUGUUUCCCCCAGGACAUUUCCGUCCUCAGAGACAACUCGAUCAACCUGGUUGAAAGGGUGCGGAAAGCCAACCAAAAUACUGUGAAUGUCCUACGUGUUUUCGCCAGUCACCGUGCAGUUGCUCGCGUCAACCAUCCAUCUCGCUUCCGCGGCCUAGAAUACACGAACUACGAAAGGCGCCGCUGA